Arachis duranensis is the source of this 333-nucleotide messenger RNA. Its product is annotated as cyanogenic beta-glucosidase-like. Bases 1 to 333 code for a protein of 110 amino acids. The record is from RefSeq and is a predicted model, not a curated record. Gene Ontology annotation, biological process: carbohydrate metabolic process. Gene Ontology annotation, molecular function: beta-glucosidase activity. Lineage: Eukaryota; Viridiplantae; Streptophyta; Magnoliopsida; Fabales; Fabaceae. The transcript has 4 exons.
AUGAAGUAUAUGAAUUUGGAUGCUUAUAGAUUCUCCAUUUCUUGGUCAAGAAUACUCCCAAAAGAAAAACUUAGUGGAAGUGUAAACCACAAAGGAAUUGAAUACUAUAACAACCUCAUCAACGAGCUAUUGGCUAAUGGUCUGCAACUAUUUGUGACUAUUUUUCAUUGGGACGUUCCUCAGGCCUUGGAAGAUGACUAUAGUGAUUUUCUAAGCCCACACAUUGCAGAUGAUUUUAAGGACUAUGCUGAAGUUUGUUUCAAGGAAUUUAGUAACAGAGUGAAACACUGGAUCACUUUGAACGAACCCAAGAAUGUGAGCAAAAAUGGCUAA